Molecule: messenger RNA, 2413 nt
Organism: Monopterus albus (swamp eel)
Lineage: Eukaryota; Metazoa; Chordata; Actinopteri; Synbranchiformes; Synbranchidae
Gene: txlnbb
Product: taxilin beta b
Exons: 10
Coding region: 354-2141 (595 amino acids)
Molecular function (GO): syntaxin binding
Source: RefSeq, a predicted model, not a curated record
AUAUAUUAAGUGAGGAAAUGAUGUGAUCUUACAGCAUAUUAUUCUGGUUCUGAGCUGGGGAAGAGGUCUGUUCUAAUUCUGGCCAAUCAGGGAGACAGUUCAUUUUUUCCUUUCCUGCUUAGUGACUAGGCCUGUCAGGCCCAUUUGUUAGAAUAAUUAUAUGGCUGUUAACAGCAUCCCAGCUUAAAAUAAAAUUAGCACCUCACUGGUUUAAAGCAGCAGUGGCAUUGCAAGAAAUGGAUACAUAAGAUUUUAAGAAAAAACCCCUUAAAAGAUGAAGUGUUUUGAUCGAAAUUAUAUACUUUGUUUUCGCACUACUGUAGGUCAAACUCUAAGCAAACAAUCCGAGGUCUAUGGAUUGUUUCUUUUACCAGUGUGGGUCCUGGACAGACAGACACUCUGUGUCUCUGUCCUCCCACUCUCAGACCAAAGUGAGUUGUGCUCCUCUGGUUUAUUUUGAGGUGGUCUUAUCACAGCUGUUGUAUCUGUGGUGGCAGCCUCUUCGAGCCGCUCGACACUCUUUUCCCCUUCUGGCCCUUGGUCCUGUUCUACCUCAGAAAAUGGAAGCUUGUCAGGAGAGAAGUCCUGCACCCUCUGGUACUGAGGUGGCGCUAGCUGAGGGUGAGCACAUUGACCUGACAGAGGACCUGGGCCAGCAGCUGGAGGACAUCAUUAGCACUUACCAGGCCAUCGAGAUUCCCGCUGAGCCAGAGGACACAGAGGAGGUCACAGUUGUCAAAGAAGCAGACACCCACAAGGACCAGAAACUGGAGAAGAAGAUGCUCAAAAACCUAGGGAAGGAAGCCAUGCAGCUGAUGCAAAGUCUGAACAAACUGGACACUCCGGAACAGAAACUGGAGGCCAUCAUUAAGAAGCAUGCUGAGCUGCUCGAGGAGCAUCGCAGUGAUCAGAAACAGCUGAAGGCUUUGCAGAAGAGGUUGCUUCAAGUGAUGAAGGAGAAGGACCAGCUGCAGAGCGAGCACAGCCGGGCUGUGCUGGCUCGCAGUAAACUGGAGGGGCUCUGCAGAGAGCUGCAGAGGCACAACAAGACCUUAAAGGAGGAGACCCUGCAGAGGUGCAGAGAGGACGACCUGAAGAGGAAAGAGAUCACCACCCACUUCCAGGGAACACUCAGUGAUAUUCAGGCCCAAAUUGAGGAACACAGCAGCCGCAACACCAAGCUGUGCCAGGAGAACAGUGCUCUUGCAGAGAAAAUGAAGGGGCUCAUUUCACAAUAUGACCAGCGAGAGGCGAACCUAGAAAAGGUGUUCAAACACAGAGACCUGAAAGAAAAGCUGUUGGAAACUAAACUCGCACAUGCAAACAUAAUUCUGAAGGAGGAAGAGGAGAAGCACAAGCUGGAAAAAGAACAUCUGCUAAAAAUUGUGGAAGAGUAUAAAUUGCAAGUGAAGGUCAUGAAGGAGCAAGAAACUGAUAUGCAGAGCCAGCUCGACAUAUACUCCCAGAAAUUUGAUGAAUUCAAAGGCACGGUAUCAAAAAGCAACAGUGUCUACAGCAGCUUCAAACAGGACAUGGACAAAAUUGCCAAGAAAAUGAAAAAGCUGGAGAAGGAGUGCCAGUCAUGGAAGAAUCGCUUUGAUGGCUGUAACAAGAGUCUCGUUGACAUGGUAGCAGAUAAAGCAAUCAAGGAAAAGGAGUUUGAACUUGUGAUCAUCAAGAACCAGAAGCUUGAGAAUCUGUGCAGGGCUUUGCAAGAAGAGAGGAAGAGUCUUUAUGAAAAGGUGCAGGGAGCUGGAAGUCCACCGGAUGUCAACACUGAACAAACAGAAAAGGUCCUUGAGAUGCAGGAGACCCCGAAAAACCCUAACAAUGAGCACCUCAUCCAGAAUACCACAGCCCCUGCUGCUGCCCACGCUGGGACCCUGAUGCUUGAAACACCACUGACCAAGGAACUGGCUAAAUUGAAAGCUGAGCAAGCCCGGCUGAAGGACAUUGCAGGUUCUUUCACAAUUUCCCAUGUUAUACCCACAGAAACAGUCAUUAGCCAAUCACAAGAACUCUCCGAGGAUGUCCAGGACUCAGAGAAAAACCACACAGAAGACAGCAAUGGUGAACACCUCCAGGGUGUUGAGGACGGAUACCAAGAACAGAUAAAUUUGGAAAUGGAGUCAGUUGAUUAAUGCUGAAAGUACUGUGAAAAAGAAACGUGGUUCAUGUGAGAUUCAUAGCAAUAAAAAGAAAAGUGCUGGCUUCAUGUUCAGUGUCUGAUUCUGAUUCUGUUGAGAUUUAUGAGGAGGUUCAUUUUAGUGCCUGCAACAGGCCAAAUACAAGAAGCAGCUUUAUGCUAAAAGUUUUGACACCCUUCCUUAUUAUCUACAUACAGACUGACAGAGCUGCAAAGUGAAGGAGCCAUUUCAAGGUUCCUGCUUUCCAGACUACAAUCCAUUUCUGC